This is a messenger RNA of Mercenaria mercenaria, 899 nucleotides long. RefSeq lists its product as uncharacterized. The record is from RefSeq and is a predicted model, not a curated record. NCBI's taxonomy places the organism in Eukaryota, Metazoa, Mollusca, Bivalvia, Venerida, Veneridae. Bases 27 to 869 code for a protein of 280 amino acids. The transcript is spliced from 3 exons.
CCCAUUUUCUUAAAUUUUAUUAAAAAAUGGAAUCUAAAUAUCUACUCGUUUGUGUCGUGUUUUUAUUAUUUUUCUGUGGAACAGGAUAUGGCUCCCAAAAGAAGGGCAUUGCCUUAAGCCCAAAGUUAUUUCUUUGCGACGACUUUAAAGCUCUGAAUAAUGUUUCUUGGUGGUAUGACUGGCAAAUGAAUUUCUGGUACUAUCAUCACUUUACAAAUUGUACAAAUAUAGAGUCUCACAAGUACAAUCACAUCCCUAUGGCCUGGGGAUAUGACCCACGUCACACUAUAGGGGUUCCGUCCGAUACGUGGGCCAUUCUUGGUUUCAAUGAACCAAAUUUUCAUUCCCAGUCAAAUUUAACAGCUGCCCAAGCAGUCACACAUUGGCGGGAAAUUGAGAAGCAUUCCCAUGGAAGACCGCUAGUCAGCCCCGCAGCAGCGCCAUGCUCCACCCAGUCAAAAUGUUACGGUAACUCAUUUGACUGGUUCGACGAGUUUUUCAGGCUGUGUCAAGGUUGCCGUGUAGAUUAUCUUGCCACGCACGCGUACCAUUGUCACGGCGACACAACAAUGGCGUAUUUACGGAAUCUUUACCAUAAAUAUGGUAAAAAGAUAUGGUUGACGGAAUUUGCUUGUCCAAAUUCACAUGACAUUCAUAAGCAACUGAAGUACAUGCAAGAGCUACUACCUCAGCUGGAGGCUGCUGACUUUGUAUACAGAUAUUCUUGGUAUAAGGCUCGCAUCACUACUUCCGGUCAUAUAACAACGGCCGCAAGCCUUCUUCAUAGCCAUACGUCCAGCCUGACCACAUUGGGAAAGUUGUACAACAGUUUCCAAGGCAACGGUCACCAUACCGCUAUAGUUGGUUGAUAACCUUGAAUAAAUGCAGUUGAAAAUGGA